UGGCACCCUGCCCGUCGACAACUUCCACCAGCUGUCGCCCAUCAUGGCGAGUUCUGGCACAGGUGACUGCACCUUGGCGACCUGCCCGGUCGAGGAGGGCUGGCUGUCCAGCCCCCCACCGGUGGAGGGCACGGCUUUCCUGCUGGCCGCGUUCGCGACACUGGUCCCGGUCAACCUUUGGAUCGGGGCAAGAAGCAGGACGGCUGUGUACAGCUUGAGCUUGAGCUUGGGUCUCCUCCUGGAGGUCCUGGGGUACUCCGGGAUGCUCCUGCUCCGGCAAAACCUCGCCAGCAAGUCUUUCUUCGUCCUGUCUCUGAUCGGGACCGCUGUGGGCCCGACACUGAUCACGGCCGCCAUCUACGCCAUCCUGCCACACAUCUUGGCCAUCUACGGAAGCGAUCUGAGCAUACCGCUAGAGCCCCUCUGGCUCAACUACUUUUUCCUCGCGUUUGACGUCUUCACCAUUGCGUUCCAGGUCGUGGGCUGCGUCUUUGCGGCCGGGGGACACAAUAGGGUCGAGAUCCAACAGGGUGUUAACGUGCUCAUUGUUGGUUUCGCGAUCCAAAUCUUGAGCUUGGUGGGGUUCUUUGGAUUAUACUUCUGGUUUAUGUCUCGGGUAUUCCGCCAUCGAGAGAUCCUCGAUCCUCGCUUUUGUAGCGUCUACCUGUCCGCAAGGUUCAAGACGGCGCUUUUGUUUACGCAACUCGCUUUGGCUCUGAUCCUCGCACGGACGGUCGCCCGAAUAAUCCAAAUAUCCGGCGGCCUAGCUUCGGCUUCGUCCCAGUCCCACACCUUCACCCUCGUGCUCGACGGCGCCCUUGUCCUCGUCGCGGCUAUAAUAGUCACGGUAUUCCCGCCCGGCCCAACGUUUGGUCGGGCGUGGGGCACGACAUCACCGUCCAAGAAGAAAGCCCGGCGCCAUCACCUCGCACACCUUAAUCAUCCCGCGCAGCGGAGCCCUGGGUCGCCACUCCUCACUAUGCGCCCCAGCCCCGCCGCAUCACCGAACGAAUAUCGGUUUGGAUAUAACGCUGCCAACAACAACAACAACAACAACAAAGAGCCCCGCUCGCCGCCGCCGUCCGUCACCACGGACGCAGGCUCGAUGGGGCAGUCGGGCCUUUGCGGAACCGGUCGCUACUCGCACAGACGGCAGGCGGCUGCGCAGCCGAUGGGCGCCGCGGCGCCGCCGCCGUAUGAGAGGCCGCUAGGCAACAUUACUCGCGUGCCGUUCGUGCCGCCCCGGGCCCUGACACUGAGCCAGCAGUAUGGAAAUGGUCAGAUUGUGGAGUCGGAGGUGACGAUCGCGCAUGGGAGUGAUGGGUCCAAGACGGGCGGGUCUGCCGGCUCGGGCGGAGGGCCCAGUGGGAGGACAAGGACGAGGAGCUCGCCGCGGAGUGGGGACGCCAUGGUGCAGCAUGACUCUAUCUGGUAACGGCGUUGGUGAGCCGGUGGUACGGGAGCACCUGGCACCCGGCCUCCUCGCAUCGGAGUCCACGAGUUCUUUCUAUAUCCGAUUUCUAUAUCCGGAUCGGCAUGGAGCAGUGUUUUGGCCGGCCUUUUUUUUUGUCUUUUCUUUUCUUUUUUUUAAACAGGCGUUGUAGGCUUGGACUCGGUGUUGAAGCGUUUCUUGGUUACUCAGAUCGAGCCCGGGGGUCUUGUAGGCCCAGAAGGGAGGCUUUGUUCAGAUUGGUAGUAAUUCCCUUCGAGGCGGCCCAAUUUCAUCAUGUUGAAA
Molecule: messenger RNA, 1735 nt
Organism: Diaporthe batatas
Lineage: Eukaryota; Fungi; Ascomycota; Sordariomycetes; Diaporthales; Diaporthaceae
Exons: 3
Coding region: 44-1435 (463 amino acids)
Cellular component (GO): fungal-type vacuole; plasma membrane
Source: RefSeq, a predicted model, not a curated record